This is a messenger RNA of Mauremys reevesii (Reeves's turtle), 1754 nucleotides long. It is a transcript of the gene FNTA, whose product is annotated as farnesyltransferase, CAAX box, alpha. NCBI's taxonomy places the organism in Eukaryota, Metazoa, Chordata, Testudines, Geoemydidae. The transcript has 9 exons. The coding region runs from base 110 to 1159 and encodes 349 amino acids. The record is from RefSeq and is a predicted model, not a curated record. Gene Ontology annotation, molecular function: protein farnesyltransferase activity; CAAX-protein geranylgeranyltransferase activity. Gene Ontology annotation, biological process: protein farnesylation; protein geranylgeranylation. Gene Ontology annotation, cellular component: cytoplasm; CAAX-protein geranylgeranyltransferase complex; protein farnesyltransferase complex.
CGUGGGCACCGCCCGUCAGGCCCCCUGGAGGAGACUCUCUAGCCAGCCCCGGUCUCCUCUCUAUGGUGUGCGGAGCUGUUCCCGGAAGCGUCCCUCCCGGCUGGCGGCGAUGGCGGAGGUGGAGGGCCCGGAGGCGCGGGACGGGGAGCCGGAGCCGGAGCCGGAGCUGGAGGAAGGGGAGCCCCUGGAGCCGGGCGGCUACCUGCUGUACAGGCACAGAAAAGAAUGGGCUGACAUCGAACCAGUACCUCAAAACGAUGGACCAAAUCCUGUGGUUCAAAUCAUCUAUAGUGAAAAAUUCAGAGAUGUCUAUGAUUACUUUCGGGCUGUUCUGCAGCGGGAUGAAAGGAGUGAAAGAGCUUUUCAGCUAACGGGGGAUGCCAUUGAACUGAAUGCUGCAAAUUACACAGUGUGGCAUUUCCGGAGAGUCCUCCUGCAUUCAUUGAAAAAGGACCUUAAUGAGGAAAUUAACUAUAUUACAGCUAUCAUUGAAGACCAGCCAAAGAAUUACCAAGUCUGGCACCACAGACGGGUGUUGGUAGAGUGGCUGAAGGAUCCAUCUCAAGAGCUUGAGUUUAUAGCUGAAAUUCUUAACCAGGAUGCCAAGAAUUACCACGCUUGGCAGCACAGACAGUGGGUUAUUCAGGAGUUCAAGUUGUGGGAUAAUGAACUGGAGUACGUAGACCAGCUUCUGAAAGAGGAUGUGAGAAACAACUCUGUUUGGAACCAAAGAUACUUUGUAAUUUCCAACACUACUGGCUACAACGAUCCUGCUGUUCUAGAGAGAGAAGUCCAGUACACUCUAGAAAUGAUCAAGACAGUGCCACAUAAUGAGAGUGCAUGGAACUAUCUAAAAGGGAUUCUGCAGGAUCAUGGUCUUUCCAAAUAUCAAAAUCUAUUAGAGCAACUGGUGGAUUUACAGCCAAGCCACAGUUCUCCGUAUCUGAUUGCCUUCCUUGUGGAUAUAUAUGAAGACAUGCUAGAAAACCAAUGUGACAACAAGGAAGAAACACUAAACAAAGCAUUAGAGUUAUGUGACAUUCUGGCUAACGAAAAAGACACAAUCCGAAAGGAAUAUUGGAAGUAUAUUGGAAGGUCCCUUCAGAACAAGCACAGCACAGGCAGUGAACCAGACUUGCCGACAGAUCCGCAGCAAUAACUGCAAGUGGCAGAAGAUGGUGUCAAGCUCUAAGAUACUUACAAAGGAACUCCAAGUAGGGGGGCACGAGCCAGUAUAAACUUAGAGGUACUAUUCCCCUCUGCCUGAGUGUGAUGUAACUAUAUGUGCACUGCACAGGUGUUGCUUUUAACAGGAACUGAGUGUGAAGUGUUCAGUAUAACACAAUCCCCUUUGGUCACUGCUGCUACUAACAAUAGCUAUAGGUAGAUCAAGUAAUUAAGACUUCAAUUCAUUUUAGAAGUAUGCAAAAUAAAGGACUUGUUCUUAAUAGGCAAUACAUAAUGCUCUGUUUGCUAUUUUUAAGGCACUGAAUAAAUUUCUCACACUCCAGCCUAAUCCACUCCAUGCCGCCCCCCCUCCCUUUCCUAAUGCAGAACUUAUAAGGUUCAUUGCAGAUAAUUUGUAUGUAAUGGUUAUAAAGCAACUUAAUUUUAGUUACUUUAAGCGGGGAAUGCAAUUGUUGCCAUAGGCCAGAACAGCUCUGCAGCAGCAACGCAAUUGUGCUAUUAUUGUACCCAACUAAUGCCAACAACCUGGUUUUGUAAUAAAAGUGUAGAUAUACGAGUACUUGAAA